Messenger RNA from Morchella sextelata, 1761 nucleotides. RefSeq lists its product as uncharacterized. Gene Ontology annotation, biological process: ribophagy; protein deubiquitination. Bases 1 to 1761 code for a protein of 586 amino acids. The record is from RefSeq and is a predicted model, not a curated record. Lineage: Eukaryota; Fungi; Ascomycota; Pezizomycetes; Pezizales; Morchellaceae. Gene Ontology annotation, cellular component: ribonucleoprotein complex; Ubp3-Bre5 deubiquitination complex; cytosol. The transcript is spliced from 4 exons. Gene Ontology annotation, molecular function: mRNA binding.
AUGGCGUCUCCUCAGCCCCCCGUUGUGAACACAAAUGGUAGCUACCUUCAGCAGGCGGACCCCCAGUCUUUUCAGGCGAACCCAACUGCUGGUACGGCACCCAACUACCAGACACAAAGCGGUGCUCCUCAACAGGCGUCUGCCACCGAGUCUGUUCCUAAGGAUGAAGUUGGUUGGUACUUCGUAGAGCAGUAUUAUACCACCUUGAACAAGACACCGGAGCGUCUUCAUCUGUUUUACAACAAGAAAUCUUCGUUCGUUUGGGGUACAGAAGGAGAGCUACUCCAGCUUGCUACCGGUCGCCCGGCCAUUCAAGAAAAAAUCCAGUCCUACGAAUUCAAGGACUGUAAGGUCCGUGUCUCCAACGUCGACUCCCAGGCCUCUGCGGACAAUGGGAUCGUCAUUCAAGUUCUCGGUGAAAUGAGCAACAAUGGCUUGCCAAACCGCAAGUUCUCCCAAACCUUUUUCCUUGCGGAGCAACCUAACGGUUAUUACGUCUUGAACGACAUCUUCCGUUACUUGAAGGAUGAUGAGGACAUGGAGGAGGGUGAAGACUACGAGGAGGGAGAAGUAGAGGAUAUCCUAGAAGACCCUGCUGUAGAAGCUGUGGUCAACGAGGCUGUUGAAAUUGCUGUUGAGGAAUUGGUCGAGGCCGUAGAGGAUCUGUCUACCAAGGAGACGGUGAAGACUGAAAUUGAGAUUGAGGACGACAAGAUCAAGGUUGAAGAGACCGUUACUGUUGAGCCGGCUCUGCCUGUUGCGGAAUCUCAAGAUGUCCCGCCUUCAGUUAACGGUAACGUUGAAUCUGUUAAUGGAGACGCUCCUGCGACUGAACCAGAGGCAAACCCAGAGCCUGAGGCAGAGCCAGAACCAGAACCAGAACCAGAGCCGCAGGUUGAGGAGCCCGCUCCAGUAGCACCUGUUGAAGCUGUGCCCACCCUGGUCGAGGAGAAGAAAGCAGCCCCCCCAGCUGCGAAGGAGCCUGAGCGUGCCCCUACCCCCGUAGCAGUUCCAAAGGCCACAGUACCAGUAACCCCGGCAGCCCCAACACCAGCACCUGCACCGGCACCGGCACCCAGAAAAACAUGGGCCGAUCUUGUUGCUGCUAGCGCCAAACCCGCAGUCCUAGUUGCACCAGUUACUACUGCUCCAAGUGUCCAAACCCAAGCAACAUCUACUCCUUCUGCCCCCCCUGCCGCUGCUAGUACCGCUGCCACCACUGCCGCCGCCGCCACUUCACCAAGUGCUCCCGCAGCACCUACCAGUGGUUCCCAAUGGCAGACCGCUGACAGCAGCAAACGUCGAGCAGCCUCGAGUGCCAACUCUGCCAACCCAACAGCGGCACAAAUCAGGAACGUUCCCGAGAGUAUUACCCAACAGGUCUUGAGAGAAGCCCUAUCAAAAUUCGGACUGAAGAGGUGUGAACUCGGUCGACCAAAGGGAUUUGCUACUAUUGAUUUUGAGGCCCACUCUGGAUUCGCUGCCGCUAUAGCAAACCCGCUUAAAAUUGGCGAUGUCACUCUUACUAUCGAGGAACGUCGCCGUGCCCCCACUGGGGCUACUGGAGGCCGCGGUUCUACUUCCGGUAGGGAUUAUCGAUCCAAUAGUCAGGGUGGACGCGGAGGAUUCACUCCUCGCGAAGGAGGCUAUAAAAACGAAGGCCGUAGCGGAGCUCCCGGAGGAAGAGGAGGCUCCAGGGGAGGGUCAUACCAAGCAAGAGGUGGUAUUAGGGCCGGCGGCGCGCCCACUGGCUCUAACUAA